Messenger RNA from Ochotona curzoniae (black-lipped pika), 939 nucleotides. RefSeq names its product olfactory receptor 2A1/2A42-like. The record is from RefSeq and is a predicted model, not a curated record. Gene Ontology annotation, biological process: G protein-coupled receptor signaling pathway. Gene Ontology annotation, cellular component: membrane. Gene Ontology annotation, molecular function: G protein-coupled receptor activity; olfactory receptor activity. NCBI's taxonomy places the organism in Eukaryota, Metazoa, Chordata, Mammalia, Lagomorpha, Ochotonidae.
AUGAAGGAAAAUCAAACAGCAGUCACAGAAUUCAUCCUCUUGGGAUUUUGCUUCGGUCCAAGGAUUCUCUUGAUCCUGUUUGGACUUUUCUCUCUCUUUUACUCCUUCACCUUGCUAGGAAAUGGGGCAAUCCUGGGGCUCAUCUCACUGGAAUCCAGACUGCACAGCCCCAUGUAUUUCUUCCUCUCACACUUGGCCGUGGCCGACAUCGCCUAUGCCUGCGACACAGUGCCCCAGAUGCUGGUGGACCUCCUGGAUCCAGCCAAGCCCAUUUCCUUUGCUGGCUGUGUAACACAGACUUUUCUCUUUUUGACACUUGCUCACACUGAGUGUCUCCUGCUGGUGGUGAUGUCCUGGGACCGGUAUGUGGCCAUCUGCCACCCACUGCGAUAUUCUGCCAUCAUGAGCUGGAGACUCUGCACCAUCUUGACCAUCGCUUCCUGGACCUGUGGCUCACUCCUAGCCCUGGUCCAUGUGAGCCUCAUUCUGAGGCUGCCCUUCUGCGGGCCUCAUGAAAUCAACCACUUCUUCUGUGAAAUCCUCUCUGUCCUCAAGCUGGCCUGUGCCGACACCAGACUCAACCAAGUGGUCAUCUUUGCAGCCUCUGUGUUCAUCUCAGUGGGGCCCCUGAGCCUGGUGCUGGUCUCCUACACGUGUGUUCUGCUUGCCAUCCUGAGGAUCCAGUCCGGAGAGGGCCGCAGAAAGGCCUUUUCUACCUGCUCCUCCCACCUCUGUGUGGGGCUCUUCUUCAGCAGUGCCAUUGUCAUGUACAUGGCCCCCAAGAGCCACCACCCCGAGGAGCAGCAGAAGAUCCUUUUCCUGUUUUACAAUUUUCUCAACCCCAUGCUGAACCCCUUCAUUUACAGCCUGAGGAACGCAGAUGUCAAGGCUGCCUUGAAGAGAGUGCGACACAGAACAAGCAAUGCCCAAGUGAUCUGA